UCAAAUUAAAUUUAGAAAUUAGUCCUCCUUCCGCUCCCUGAUCAUCCAAUUACCACCCUCACACAACUUUCUCUUUCCUCAAAAAUUCAAAUCUCCCAAAAUUCGACCUUUCGAUUGGAUUUUCUGGGUUGCAGUAUGUAAUGUGGCAUCAAUCAUGAAAUCUUUCUCUUUGAUAUCUGAAAAAUGUUGAAAUUAAUCUCUGAUUAUAUUCUUAUACCAAAAUUUGGUGAAAUUGUUUCAGUGUUUCAGCUAUAAAAAUUCUAGUCAAGAUACUGCCUUAUAAACUUAUGUAAGAGGGGGUAAUAUAUCUGUUGAAGCUUUAUUGUCAAGAUGAUGGAACCAGAUACAUCUUUCACUGAGGUUGAUCUCAAACAAGAGAAAUUUGAAGAUGUAAAGGAGGAAGGUAACAAAUUUAGUUGUGACCUUUGUGAUAAGGAGAUGGUUCACAAGAUGGCACUAGUUUUACUCGAAGGUUUAUCAACUGCAUGUGUUGACAACACGACAGGAGAUAUGUUCAAAAGCCCCGGCACUGUUGCUGCUGAGAUAAGAAAGGAAAUGUUGAAUUAUCUUACUGAGAGAAGUGAAUCCUUUGUUGCAGAAUCUUUUCUCUCAGACGAAGGUCUUGAGGAGGGAAAACCUGGGCAGCCAUCUGACAUAAUUUCUGACUUCAGUGAAGAUUUUGCUGCUCUCAAGAGGAAUAUAUUGAGCCGGGUUUCUGGGUGGCUGCUUAGUGACAUGAGAGAGGACAAAAUUGAUGAUUUUGUACAAGAAAUGGAAUUGAACAGUUUCUGGUUGUUGGAUAGGAGAGAAGCUAUAGCACAAACUCUACUUAAAAAUGUUGAUUAUAAGAAUGAAUUUCACUGCAAUAUGAAGUUUAAGUCUGAGGAAGAACUUAAACAACAUCGCCCACGUUGUGGUUUUAGGACUGUGCUGUGUCGAAAUGAGGGAUGUUCUGCCACGUUCAGCGCUGCUCAAAUGGAACAGCAUGAUUCUAUCUGUCCUUUUAAGAUGCUUUCUUGUGAGCAGAAAUGCCCAGAAAUCCUCAUGAGAAGGGAAAUGGACAGGCAUUGUAUUACUGUCUGCCCAAUGAAGCUUGUAAACUGUCCCUUCUACUCUAUUGGCUGUAAAGCUACCGUUCCUAGUUGUAAUAUCAAAGAACACUGUUUGGAUAAUAUCCGUUCUCACUUGCUAUAUGCUCUUCAAUAUCAUCACAAGGGAGUCUCGGCUGAGGAUUUGGCACCCCGAGCUGACCAGAUCGAACAGAAUUCUUUCGACCGGCUGGUAGGAAUGCAAGGUGUGAGGUCUUUCACAAAUGCUGUCAAGAAUCUUGACUCGAAGCUUGGGCCAUUCGAGGUUGUAAAGAAGAAGAAUUUGGACAAUGAGAAAGAUACCAAAGAUUCAAAUUCUGAAGAGCCUUCAUCAGAAACCGAAAAUAAAUUGGACUUUGAACAGAAUCCGGCAGAAGACACAAAACCAGCAGGAAACAUGAAGGGUUCAGAUGAGAAAUCAGAUUCUGAACAGUCUCCUUCAAAAGUCUCAAAGAAAGACGAACUUUGUGCAGAAGAGUCAACGAAACCAAAUACUGAACAGAUUACAGUUGAGAAAACGAAGAAAUUGGAGUUUAAACUUCCUACAGAUGGAAACACAAAGGAAUAUCAGGAUUCUGAACUGGAUGUGAUUGAAGACAUGGAAAAUAUCAGGAUUUAGACAACCAGAAAAGAAACUUGAUUCCAAAUAGCCUCCAUUUCAAGAUCUUGAAGAAUACUUACAGAUAGUAUAAGUUUUGUAUCAUGUCCAUAUCAUAGAUUCAUAGUAUCGAGAAUUGCUACAGUAAACCAACCUAGAGAUAUUUCCCGCCAUCUUUCGCAGCCUCGCGUUUUUGUUUCCUGCAGAGGCAUAUGAGGAGGGGAAUGGCUUUAACCUAGGGAAAAAAAAACUAUAUUUAAGAAUUUUCAUAUCUGCUUGAAAAAGUGUAUUUGGAGGAUUGUAAUGCUCAUUUAUACUCAUAUUCGAAGUAUAAGUUUAGCUUAUGGUUAUUAAACCAAUAUUUUGAUGUACAGCUGAUUGUAAUUUUAUGAUCCUGACAAUAUUGAAGUAACAAGUUUACUCUGUUUAAACAAUCAAGUGUCCAAGAUUUUGAUUUGGUUGAA
This is a messenger RNA of Spinacia oleracea (spinach), 2150 nucleotides long. RefSeq lists its product as uncharacterized. The coding region runs from base 331 to 1707 and encodes 458 amino acids. The record is from RefSeq and is a predicted model, not a curated record. The transcript has 5 exons. Lineage: Eukaryota; Viridiplantae; Streptophyta; Magnoliopsida; Caryophyllales; Amaranthaceae. Gene Ontology annotation, molecular function: zinc ion binding.